Microthlaspi erraticum is the source of this 1542-nucleotide messenger RNA. NCBI's taxonomy places the organism in Eukaryota, Viridiplantae, Streptophyta, Magnoliopsida, Brassicales, Brassicaceae. The record is from the annotation of a GenBank genome assembly.
AUGGAUCUGAUCAAAUCUGAGUCCUCUACCGGUAGCUCCGACGCCGGCCAUGGAUCGAAGGAAGCCGUAAACCGGACGCGCCAUCAGAAGAAAAAACGGGCGAAUGAAAACCCAGCUACAGAUGAAUCGAACGGUGCGGGAGCGGCGAGGAUCGAGAAUCCGAACGUGGAGGAAACUAAAAAGCUGAUAGAGUCUUUGGACGCUUUGGCCAUAGCUGCUAAGGAGAUCGAUCACGAUCAUCUUAAGGGUUAUCUCGAGAGAUAUCUGUUGCAGGAGCUUCAGCUUUUGAGAUUUUGCGUUCACCUUAAGGAAGCAUUCUCCCAAGUAUCAAUUCCAUGGGUGAAGAUGUUCAAGGAGUCUACUUUGUCCGCGCUGAUCGAUGUUCCAUUAUCUCAAAUUCCUAAACCUGUCUACGACGUAUCAAACAAGUGGAUCAAAGAUCGUACAAGUGAGAAACUUUGCAAGUUUGUAUCAAUGGCGGGUGGUUGUAUCGUCGCUGAGAUGGAAGCACAACAAGGACGUGGCAAAGGUGGGAAGAAGGGUGCUCAACAGACGUCUUCCAAGUCUGAGGUGGGAACAUUUGUUGCACUAGCAAUGGUGUUGCGUAGUAGACCUGAUGCUUUGAUCACGGUAUUGCGGAUGCUGAGGGAGAGACCCACGUAUGGAGGAGAGGACAAGCUUCCGUUUGUGGUUUGGAUGAUGGCUCAGGCCUCCCAAAAUGAUUUAUCUGCUGGCUUGUAUGCAUGGGCGCACAACUUGUUACCACUAAUGGGUGAUAAGAAGAUGAAGGUGUGCAGCCCUGAGUCAAUGGAUCUCAUCCUGCAAUUCGUUGAGAACAUUCUGUCGAAUCCAAAGGCUCGGGCCAUACUUGUGAAGGGAGCUGUUAGGGAGGGAGAGCCGCUGAUUCCACUUGCUUCAUUUGAGAUCUUGCUGCGGCUUACAUUCCCUGAUCCAUCCGCAAGAACCAAGGCUACAGAGAGGUUUGAAGCAAUUUACCCCUUGUUGAAGGAAGUGGCUCUUGCACCAGGAACGAAUACAAUGGAGCAGAUAUUCACUAGCUCCUUGAAUUUAGCUGGAGAAGGAAAUCCUGUUUUAGCCGAGGAAGCUACAGCAAUCGCUAUCUGGUCUCUGGCCAAAAACGCUGAUUGCUUUAAGCUUUGGGACAUUGUCUAUGCGGAGAAUCUAGAAGCUAGCGUUGCUCUUCUUAAGAAGCUUGUAGACGAAUGGAAGGAUCAUUCCGUCAAACUAUCUUCAUCACCGAGGGAUACUCUCACUGUCAGCCAAACUAUGAAGAGCUUCAGGCAAAAGAACGCAAAAGCCAUCACUGAAGGAGGAGCCGAUUGCUCUCUAUACAACGAAGCUGACAAGUCCUGCAAAGUGAUCUCAGGGAGAGUGGACCCUGGAAGUGGCCGCCGUUUUACAGACAUUACUGCUUUGGUUAUAGGCGCGAGUGGAGCCGCUAUUGGAGCCGCUGGGGUUACAUUUGGAGUAGUCGGCCUAAAGUAUGUACACGGCUAUUCAGACUGUUUAAUGUGUCUCUAG